Zophobas morio is the source of this 498-nucleotide messenger RNA. Its product is annotated as cysteine-rich venom protein 6-like. Bases 57 to 479 code for a protein of 140 amino acids. The transcript is spliced from 2 exons. NCBI's taxonomy places the organism in Eukaryota, Metazoa, Arthropoda, Insecta, Coleoptera, Tenebrionidae. The record is from RefSeq and is a predicted model, not a curated record.
AGCUAUAAAAUGAAUUGCCAGACAUUUUUGUUUCAAAGUGAUUAUAUCGCAUAACCAUGAUAUCAAUAAUUCUCUUGGCGUUUUGGGCAACACCUGUCCUUCUGGACACCCCCACUUGCGGACCCAACGAAAUUUACGACGAAUGUGGAACCUACUGCCCACUGACUUGUCUAGUCCAAAGCCCUCAAAUGUGUCUAGACGGGUGGUGCAUACGUGGAUGUUUCUGCGAAAAGGGUUACGUCCGAGAAAACUUAAACGGGAAAUGUAUACCAACCUCGGAUUGCGGAAGUGCUUGUAGAGAGAACGAAAAAUUCGAUAUAUGUGGCAGCUCUUGUCCUCCUACAUGUGACAACCCAUCACUAUCUUGCCCAGCGGUCCGCUGCUCCCAAGGGUGUUUCUGCGCCGAAGGCUACAUCCUCACAGGCGGUUCUACAAGGUGCAUCAAACUAGAAGACUGUCCUCGCUAUCCGUAUCCAUAAAAAAAAUAGCUAAAUUUCG